ACAUAGUUUGAUUCACUUAGUCGGUCUAUGCAAGGAACAUAUUACUAUGAAGUUGUUGGUAGUUAUCGGUCUAGUUGGAGCUGUGUUAAUAUUCACAAUGCCUAACCAAGCGAAUUCAUUGCCAACGAGGAGACGCAACCGGCCACGUCCUAGUCUGCCGCCUAGAGGUCGGCCCGGGCGUCCGCGCCCUCGACCACGUCCUACCCCGAAUACCCCUACCUCGAAUACCCCUAUCCCGAAUACCCCUACCCCAAGUCCCCCUGAUUGCACGAGUAUCGCGUCUGACAACAGCCCUGGAAUGGCCCCACUUUACCGUGGCAGUUUGGAUGGAAACCAAAAUUAUGUCAUUAUCAUUAACAACGAUGAGAACACCGAAACAAUUGUGACACAAGUGCUGAACAUGAGAUCUGACAACAGGCGAGGUUUGCAAAACAGAAUGCUCAAAGGGCCCUCAAAUGGAAUAAAGGCAGUCGUUUGUGAUCUUAAUGACGAAGAGUUAAACAGGAUUCGUCAAAUGAACGGUGUGAAGUACGUUGAAAAAGAAGUCAUGUUCAAGACGUCUGAAUCCACUUGGGGCUUAGAUCGCAUUGAUCAGCGAAACCUUCCGCUUGAUAACUCAUAUUUACAAUUGGGUAAUGGGGAAGGUGUGUUUGUAUACGUCAUUGAUACUGGCGUCAAUACUCAUCAUGAGGAAUUUGGUGGUAGAGCAGUGAACUGGUACGACGCUACAACAGGCGAACAUGAUUCAGAGGAUUGUCUUGGCCACGGCACACACGUUGCCGGCACGGUUGCUGCAGAAAUCUAUGGAGUCGCCAAUAAAGUUAAUAUACGAAGUGUACGUGUGUUUGGAUGUGAAAAUGGAGCUACCUCGUCAGACAUAGUUGAUGCAAUCAAUCAAAUUUUGACUAAUGGACCUGGGGAAAAAGGUAAUGUUGUAUCAAUGUCACUCGGCGGGCCUCCGUCUGUCGUGAUAGACGAAGCUGUACAGAACUUGAUUCGAGCAGACUUUGUUGUGGUGGUUGCAGCAGGGAACGAGAAUCAGGAUGCUUGUGGCGUAUCACCAGCCAGAGUCACUGAGGUAAUUAGUCAGUGUCUUUACGUGUUCGUUCGUGCGUGUUUUCAUUCAUUCGUCCGUUCGUUCGUGCAUUUAAUUAAUGAUUGA
Molecule: messenger RNA, 1162 nt
Organism: Anneissia japonica
Lineage: Eukaryota; Metazoa; Echinodermata; Crinoidea; Comatulida; Comatulidae
Product: extracellular serine proteinase-like
Exons: 6
Coding region: 47-1162 (371 amino acids)
Biological process (GO): proteolysis
Molecular function (GO): serine-type endopeptidase activity
Source: RefSeq, a predicted model, not a curated record